CUAUAAAUGUAACUGUCCCGCAGCAGGCAUGGCACGGCCCCACGUUCCCCUGGGGGCAAGUGAUGGUGGUUGGAAAGCUGCCACUUGUGACACUGGGGACAGCAGUUCUCAACAGCUCUAGCUCCCUCUCAGACUUUCUAAAGCUCCAAACUUGCUUUUUCCCCCAGGCUAAGAGCGCAGUCAUUACCAGCUGGAUUACUCAGCAGAGCAGCAUUCAAGUGAGAAACUGCUGGAGCUGUCACCACCUUCCCAGCCUGGCAGUGAUGCUGAAUGUUUGCUUUGUUUGUGAUCCCUUCUACUCUGGGGCAAGACAACCUGUGCUCCUACAUGCUUUUUAAGACCGUGAAAACAUCUUUGUCAGCAGCUGUUUUGUCUUAUAAGUCAGACAGGGAAGGGGCGGUGCUGGUUUGCUGGCACUUGUGGUUUUCAGUUGGUGCAGAGAGUUAAAUUAAUGUGGGAGCCCUGGGAAGAUAUGGUCUGUAAAAGAUAGAAACCCAGAUGAUUCUUUAACCAUGUCAUUGCCGCCAGCUGUUUGCAAAGUCCUGCAGCACUGCAGAUUUUCUCAGCAACUUCCUCACGUUCAGCAGGGAUAGCAGAGAGCUCGUGGGACAUCGUCCCUAGCAGAUGGUGUUGCUGGGGAAAUUGCUUUGGCAAAAGGGCUGGGAAGAGCGAGCCGUCCUUCCACGCCUGUUUUCUGACGUCGGGACAUCUGCUGGAACUCGAGUGGUGCACGGACGCCAAGCAGAAGGGUUUGGAGAAGAGCUGUGGGGCAGGGGAGGCAGACGGGGGAGUUCCACCUAGAGCUCUCGUGCACUGUGUCCGUGCAGGCAGGAACUGCCAGACAGCAGGAACGCUGUUGCUAUUCGCUUAUCAGUCACGGUAACCACGGGCUGCUCAGCACUAUGGGUGCUGUGCCAGCGCUGUUUCGUAACUCCGCUUCGUGGGCAGCGAUUCAUGGUGCUCAGCGCUGCGGGUGAGCUCCGGGGCUGGUGGCCUUGGUGCUGUGCUGACUGCACCCGGUGCUCCCCACCAUGGCCGGGCACCAACGAGGUGUGGGUUGAGGGCUGUCAGUGCCACCACCCGCUGAGCCACGAGAACUCAGCUCUUCCCAGCCCGUGCCAGCACCCAUCGUGAGCAAGGACUGACGCAGCGGCACCAGGUGCCCCCAGCCCUUCCCUGCAAUCCAAGCAGCCACGGCGCUUCCUGCUGCUGCUGGGCCCGAGCCAGGCUUCCUCCUCACCCCUAUUCUUAAGGGGAACAGCAGAUGGAUCGGUCGCUUCCUAGAGACGGGCCAAACACGGCCGCUUUUGCAGACAGAGCCGCUCUUGUUUGGAAAGGAAGCUCAGCUCCGACCUGCGCCCGCCGUGCGUGCCCCUCUCCUCAUCACCCAGCCCCCUCCUCUUCCUCCCAUCCCGCUGCCAGCCUUUCCCCGUUCCUUACCGUCCUGCGUUGCACCAAUCCCUUUGUUCUCGAACCCCUCCGCCCCCCCCACCCCGUGCUGCCCCAAGGCGCCCAGGGUCCUGCAGGUGACGGCUGCUCCCGGAGCUCUGGGGGCUGGACGCAGAGAGGGUCGUGGGCUUUCCGAGGGGCGUGCGGCGGGAGCUGGCGCGAAAACAAAGCAGCUCUAAGUCACAUCCUAUUAUUUUUCCGAACCAAAGCACCGCCAAAACAUCCUUCUGCUUUGGUUAAAUGAAAACAACAUAGUAAGGGGAGCAAACAGAGGGGCCGGAUCCAGGGGAGAACCCAGCGGUUGCGGACAACUGGAGGAGAGCACAGCCCCCAGUGCGCGAGUGGGGGGCAGAGGGGCACCGAACCCUACAGCCACCCCGAACCCUACAGCCACCCCGAACCCUACAGCCACCCCGAAGCUUACAGCCACCCUCUUGGCCCCGCACCCUCGUCCUGCCCCCGCAGCCCCGGGGCACGCUCGGCACACGCGGGCGGAGCUCAGCCCCCGGGCGGGGCUGCGGGCGGAGCAGCGGAGCGCGGUGCGGUGCGGUGCGGUGCGGUGCGGCCAUGGGGCUGCGGGCGGAGCUGGGGCUGUUGCUGCUGCUGCUGGCGGCCGUGCGGGGCGCGGCGGUGCGGGGCGAGCGGCGGAGGGCAGAGCUGUUCCUGCAGAAAUACGGCUACCUGGGAACACUGCAGCCAGGCCAGCUCAGCCCUGUGGAGUUCGCAGCAGCGCUGAGGGAUUUCCAGCGCGUGAGCCACCUCCCACCCAGCGGGGUGCUGGAUGUCCCCACGCUGCGGCAGAUGGGCCGUCCUCGCUGCGGGACGGGCGAUGGGGAGAGCCGCCCCGCUGCCCCGCGCCGCCGGCGCUCCAUGCAGCACGUCCUUGGACUGGGCACCGAGCCCAGUGGGUCGGGAUCUGGAUUUGGCCCUGGGAAGAGCAACAAGGCAAGGAGAGCUCCAGUCGGGUGCUCCAGCUCCUGUCCCAGGCAAGGCAGCAAGUGGCACAAGCGGCACCUGACGUACCGCGUGGUGAACUGGCCCCCGUACCUGCCGCAGCACGAGGUGCGCCUGGCCGUCAGGGCCGCCUUCGAGCUCUGGAGCAACGUCUCCUCGCUGGUGUUUUGGGAAGCGCGGGAUGGCCCGGCUGACAUCCGCCUGACCUUCUUCCAUGGGGACCACAACGAUGGGCUCAACAACGCCUUCGAUGGGCCAGGGGGGGCCCUGGCCCAUGCCUUCUUCCCCCGACGUGGAGAGGCCCACUUCGACAGCGCUGAGCGCUGGUCCCUGCACAGUGGCAAAGGCCGCAACCUCUUUGUGGUAGUUGCGCACGAGGUGGGGCACACGCUGGGGCUGGAGCACUCGCCUGCCAAGAGUGCCCUCAUGUCACCCUACUACAAGAAGCUCGGCAAGGACUUCGUUCUCAACUGGGAUGACAUCUUGGCCAUCCAGAACUUGUAUGGGAAGCCCUCCAGGGGCUUGGCCAUCCAGCUGCCAGGAAGGGUCUUCACUCACUUCCAGGACUGGAGUGGGGACCUGUAUGGUGAGGAACAUCAGCAGCAGAGCCUCAGCACCUAUUACUGCCACUCCUUCUUCGAUGCUGUAACUGCUGACAUGGAACACAACCUGUACAUCUUCAAAGGCAGCCACUUCUGGGUGGUGUCAGCCAGCGGCAAUGCCAGCCAGCCCCAACCCCUGCACAUGCGCUGGCCAGGCCUGCCUGCUGGUAUCGAUGCCUGUGCCUACUCCCCACUCAGCCACAGCUUCUACUUCUUCAAAGGUGGACGAUGCUGGAACUACCACGGCUCCACUUUGACAUCCGGCUUCCCCCAGAAGUGCAGCGCCCGUGGCCUGCCCCGCCACCCUGACACAGCCCUCUACUUCCAGCAGCUCCGGCGCCUGGUGCUCUUCAAAGGGGCUAAAUACUUUGUGCUGAGUGAGGAGACCCUCACCCUGGAGCCUUACUACCCUCGCAGCCUGCGAGACUGGGAUGGUGUACCACCUGGCACAACAGGGGCCUUGGUGCACCGCGAUGGCUUCCUCUACUUCUUUCGGGAUGACCGCUAUUGGCAGUUCAACCAAGCCAAGCUGAAGGUGGUGGCCAAUGGCAAGUGGGCCACCGAGCUGCCGUGGAUGGGCUGCUGGGAUGCCAAUGGUGGGCACGUCCUCUUCUGAGCCAAUGCUGAGCAUUGCUGGGACAAAAUGGUGGCUGAGCCCAUCCCAUUGCCCAGUCCGAGGGGUCCCGAGGUCCCCAGGUCCAGCACCAUGGACAGCAGCGAUGAGGCUGGGAUGGAGGGUCCCAUAUCACCAGGUGGGCUGUGAUUCAGCCAUAAGAACAUGUAUAAGCCAUGGAGACUGCAAAUGUACAACUUCUGCUACUUUCAGGAUUUUUUUUUUCAAGCCAGGACUGUUUUUUGUUAAUUCUUUAUUGUUUUUCCAUGAUCAGGCAGAGAAAUGCCUUACUGAUGGGUGCUUUGGUGCUUCAGUGGUUUUAAAUGAGCAACUGAGACUGUUUUUUGGUUAAAACAAGAAGAGACUUUUGGACAUAAGCAUAGGUUUAUGUCUCUAUAAGCAUGGGUUUAUCACUCCUAAAGGUGGCACCUGGGGCCUUGCUGCCCUGUACCUGGGAGUGGUGGAAUGCAGACUGCAGGAUAAGCCCAGCUCUGAGGGUGCUCUGAACAAAAUGGUGUGGUUCUGGGGAGGAAGUAGAGAUUUCUGGUGAAGGAACAGGGGAAAGGAAGAGCUGUGAGGUGGUACAGAGGGCCUGGAGGGCAGCAGGGGAUGGGCAGGGUGGAUUCUCUGCUGUCUAAUAAGGGUUAUGCUCCUCUCAUGAGCAGGGCAAGUGUCCCCUGCUCGGCCUCUCUGAAAUAUUAUUGAGUCCUGUACCUCCUUCCGUUCUGUUCUGAUUUGAGAUCUUGGAGCCUUUGGGUUUGUUUUCUGUGAUAUUUGUGAAUGAACCCUUCCUGUGCAGACACGGGGCACACACGCAGCUCAAAAUCUCAGGGGAUUUUUUGGUGUUGCCAAAGAGACGAGGCUGCAGUGUUUCAUUUUAAAUCAGAUGCUAAUAAUGCAGCAUCACUUGCAGCUUUCCAGGGGCCUGGAGACCUGACGAUGAAUAAAAUGAACCUCUGGAUUCACA
Molecule: messenger RNA, 4585 nt
Organism: Numida meleagris (helmeted guineafowl)
Lineage: Eukaryota; Metazoa; Chordata; Aves; Galliformes; Numididae
Gene: MMP28
Product: matrix metallopeptidase 28
Exons: 10
Coding region: 2017-3621 (534 amino acids)
Biological process (GO): proteolysis; collagen catabolic process; extracellular matrix organization
Cellular component (GO): extracellular matrix
Molecular function (GO): metalloendopeptidase activity; zinc ion binding
Source: RefSeq, a predicted model, not a curated record